CUAAAUACUAGACAAAUUCAUAAAGUAAUUAUGCAUUUAGAAGCUUACACGUAAUCCAGAUACAGAUAAGCAAUUAAAAUAUGCUUAUUUUCAUUAAAAAUAAUAUUUAUUCUGUAAACAAUACAGUAUUGUUAAAUGCAUUAUAUUGGUGUACACUAAACGCUCUAAUUUUUUUGUUUAACUAUUUGUAGCCAGAUAAUUAUUGAUUUUUUAUAUAAUAUGAAACAUCAGACCAUAAUAUGAAUGUACCUUAACACAAAUGUACACAUAUUGUAAAUGAAAAAAGAUAUGUAUGAACACACAUGCAAGAGCACAAAUCUUCUCAUCUUCGGUAUAGAUUGGAUAGAUUUUAAGCAAUAGUAAAGAAGUAGAAUAAUGUGAAAAUGUCUUCAGUAUUCUAGACUUAAAAAUGUUUUAGAAAAAAAAUCAAAUACUUUUGUGGAGUGACAGUGAACCAUUUUAUUACAUUUCUUUAUGCUGAGCUGAUAAAAUCUGGAGACUUCUUUGAAAUAUUGUGUUAUAUUCCUACACUUUAGUGACAAUAUAAAUUGCUUACCAGUUGUAUAACAACUCUGAGAUUGUCUACAUAACAUCAGUAUAAAAACACGUGCAGAGAGGCAUACACGCAUUCCCGAUAAAAGGAACUGUUAUAAAGGCGUAGAGAAAAAUACCUAUUCAUCAGGAUGGAUAAGAAAGUUGAGAAUCGUCGUGCACUCAUGAAAUCAUCUGAUAUGCAAGCAGAACUACAGAAGAUUGUUGUAGACACAUGUGCAAUAGCUACAGAACAGUAUGAUGAAGAAAGAGACAUUGCAGCCUAUGUGAAAAAGCAUAUGGAUAAAUAUGAUGGUGGUGUUUGGCAUUGUGUUUUAGGCAGGAAUUUCGGAUGAAGCUGGCUUGACAUGUCUAGUUGGAAUCAGCUGUGCAGUUCAUCCUCUCAUAAACCACUGGUGUAUUCGGAUAUACACUGAGAAUGAAAAUGUUUGUGUGAAUUUUUUGAACGUCAGUUUGAGAAAUCACCAGUAUACGGAAAACAAUCACUUCAUGAAUAGUUAGGCGCUCAAAGUGAAAGAAAAGGAGCGCAACAUGCUUUCACCAAAGUUCUGUGUAAUCGCAGUGACUGAUUUACGUAUCUCAUAUGGAUGGGUAUUUCAGUUAUUUUGAAUUCCAAGGGAGAUCAGUAAUCAUUUACCGAACACAAUGAAAAAUGGCUUAUAUUUUACAAGUCUAGUGUUACUCGUACUGACACAACUACCAAGAGUAUGAAGCUGAUUCCUAUAGUUAUUUAUAUCUGUUUUAACUUACUGUCUGUCUUCUGUAAAAUUUCUCAACAUUUGAGUUUUUUCACUACAAAAAUAACUAAGCUUCUCAACUAUACUUCAUCUGUGUAUACAAUUUUCUACUGAUAAGUUUAUAACUUUUUACUGUGUAACUAGACUUUCAUAUGAAAUCAGUUACCUAAGAAGAAAUAAAAAGAAAGACGUUUUGUUAAAUACUUCCAUGCUACAUAGCUGAUUUUAAAAAAAAAUAUUUCCAUGGACAGGUAUCUUUGCACAACUAUUAUGAAUAAAUGUUUUUGUC
Molecule: messenger RNA, 1578 nt
Organism: Heterobilharzia americana
Lineage: Eukaryota; Metazoa; Platyhelminthes; Trematoda; Strigeidida; Schistosomatidae
Source: the annotation of a GenBank genome assembly